UUCCCCGAGCCUUCUCCUCCGGUACCGGAUAAACAGAAAGUGAUAAUGACGGUGGCGCGCGUUGCUUCAGAUUCAGCUUUCAACGCGAACAUGAGAGGAGUCGCCAUGGAAUACAAAUGAGUAUUUUAUGGAUGCUUUCUUUAAGGAAUUAUCCUGUUUCUUCGUGCUGACAGUUUGCGGUAUUUUCUCAGCUGUUUAAUCCGACUUUCUCCCCAGGCUUCAGGAGGAGCGCUUGCGCGUUGACGCCAGCAAAACCUCGCGAGCACCGGGCAGGGACGCGGUAGGACAUGAUGCAUCAUGGAAUCUGAGCAGCUGCACUUUAAGCAACAAUUCCGUGAGUAAGGUCAUGGGCAGCAGCAGAGACUGACUGAGGGUCGUUGUUUCCCGUUAAUGUGUGACUUUGGUGCACGUGGUACCCGCAGCUAGAGGACCGGGGGGACGGGGCGCGCUGUGCUGUGAUGCGCCAUCUCAUCCCGGGGGUCAGUUUUGGUUUCUCAAGCAACACCUGCUCCCUCCCACCAUGGCUCGCUUUGAAGAGGACCUGGCCGGCCGCUACGGAGGCGGCGGCCCCGCGGGCCCGACCAGAGGGGUCAGUCGGCUGCCGGGGGUCCCGAGGGUGUACAAGCAGACGAUGGCCCAGAGAGCCCGGACCAUGGCGAUCUACAACCCCAUCCCCGUCAAACAGAGCUGCCUCGCCGUUAACCGCUCUCUGUUCAUCUUCAGUGAGGACAACAUCAUACGGAAAUAUGCCAAAAAGAUCACCGAAUGGCCUCCGUUUGAGUACAUGAUCCUGGCCACCAUUAUAGCAAACUGCAUCGUGCUGGCCCUGGAGCAGCACCUGCCGGCCUCAGACAAAACCCCCAUGUCCGAGCGCUUGGACGACACAGAGCCCUACUUUAUUGGAAUAUUUUGUUUUGAGGCUGGCAUCAAGAUCAUCGCUCUGGGCUUUGCCUUUCACAAAGGCUCCUACCUGCGUAGCGGCUGGAAUGCAAUGGACUUUGUGGUAGUCCUAACAGG
Molecule: messenger RNA, 1017 nt
Organism: Notothenia coriiceps (black rockcod)
Lineage: Eukaryota; Metazoa; Chordata; Actinopteri; Perciformes; Nototheniidae
Product: voltage-dependent P/Q-type calcium channel subunit alpha-1A-like
Exons: 3
Biological process (GO): calcium ion import across plasma membrane; chemical synaptic transmission
Cellular component (GO): membrane; voltage-gated calcium channel complex; neuronal cell body
Molecular function (GO): high voltage-gated calcium channel activity
Source: RefSeq, a predicted model, not a curated record